CCGCAGCCAUAAAUACUUCAAUGCUCGCCGCAAUCACCAACCUUCUAUCGCCACUCGCCUGACAACUGUGCAAUCUCUCUUAUCGCUUCCUAAUUUCCAUCCACAUCCCUUCACCAUGACACCUACGAUCUUCUUCGUCCCCGGGUUCUGGGAAGGACCCUCCGUUUUCGAACACGUCGCCUCCCUGCUGAGAGCAGAUGGCUUCACGACCGAAAUCACCACUCUGCCCAGCACGGGCACCGUCUCGCCCGGCAACCCCUCCAUGGCCGAUGAUGUUGCCGCCAUCCGCGAGCACCUGACGAAGGUGGUCGAGCGCGGGGAGGAGGUGAUCCUCGUGUUACAUUCCGGGGGCGGAAUUCUUGGCAGCGAGGCGAUGAAAGGGCUCGACAAGACCGCGCGGGGCGGAAACGGCGGAGUGGUCAAGAUUGUGUUCCUGGUGGGCGCGGUGUUCCCCGAAGGGCACGAGCACCAACCGCUGCCGUUUGCCGUGGUCGAGGGUGGUGCGUGCUACUGCGCACAACCGGAAGUCCUCCUUCUGGACGAUCUCGCAGAGGCGGAUAAGGGAAAGUGGUUGGCAGCGCUCAAGCCCCAGCCGGCGGAAGGGUGGGAUGGCAAGGUCAAUUACACCGGGUGGAAGGAUGUCCCUAGCGUGUACCUGAUCUGCGAGGGGGAUAAGUUGCUCCCCGUGCCGCUGCAGGAGCAGCUGGCUGGUCUGGCUGGCAGCGAGAUUGAACGGUGCAGUGCGGGCCAUAUGCCGCAACUGAGCCAGCCUGACCGGGUGGUCGAGGUAAUCAAGGCGGCAGCGAUAUGAGCACGGAUUUUUGAAUGGGGAUUGUAUAUAAGCUGUCGGAGACGAUGAACAUACUUUUCAUCAACAACUCACGGGCUCUUCGCAUUCUUUUAAUAUGCAGCGACCAUGAUAACACCUGGAUCAAUCAAUCAAUCAAUAUG
Messenger RNA from Aspergillus heteromorphus CBS 117.55, 951 nucleotides. RefSeq names its product alpha/beta hydrolase. The coding region runs from base 116 to 811 and encodes 231 amino acids. The record is from RefSeq and is a predicted model, not a curated record. The transcript has 2 exons. Lineage: Eukaryota; Fungi; Ascomycota; Eurotiomycetes; Eurotiales; Aspergillaceae.